AUGCACUUAGUCCCUGCUCAUGAAUUCCUUCCCAUUCAUAUCGUCAAGCGUAUUCUUCGCCAUACCCUCAAAGGACUCGAAGCCUCACAUCAUCAUGGAAUCGUACACACAGGUGGUCAUCUUCAACUCGUCUUUUGUCUUGAUAAUCAUAAAUACUAUUCGUUUCAAUCAGAUCUCAAGCCCGACAACAUAAGAGUACCAUUUGACGACAAGUUCACGGCAGAGAUUUUGGACGAGUGGGUCCGAGCGCACCCGCCACGGAUUUAUCCCCCAACAAAAAAGCUGGCCGGACGCACGUUCAAACUAGCUGAUUUUAGUAAUGCUCAACUUUGCGAUGACCAUACGACAGACCACAUUACGCCUCUAGGACUUCGCCCUCCUGAGAUCAUGCUAGGCGGACCUUGGGACGAAACAGUCGAUAUCUGGACUUUUGGAUGCAUCGUGUUCACUCUUUUAACACGGCUCUCCUUGUUAUACACCGGUGUCGAACCCCGCUUUCGCUACCUGUAUCCCGCCGGAACUGACUUUUCUGACCCCGACGUGCAGCACAUUCACGUAUUAUUCCAGACCGCGUAUUUCACACAGCAGAUUUUCCCUCCCGCCCUGUUGGAGAUAUAUCCUCAUUCCGCGAGGUAA
Molecule: messenger RNA, 636 nt
Organism: Desarmillaria tabescens
Lineage: Eukaryota; Fungi; Basidiomycota; Agaricomycetes; Agaricales; Physalacriaceae
Product: kinase-like domain-containing protein
Exons: 4
Coding region: 1-636 (211 amino acids)
Biological process (GO): regulation of mRNA processing; spliceosomal complex assembly; peptidyl-serine phosphorylation
Cellular component (GO): cytoplasm; nucleus
Molecular function (GO): ATP binding; protein serine/threonine kinase activity
Source: RefSeq, a predicted model, not a curated record